This is a messenger RNA of Diachasma alloeum, 543 nucleotides long. RefSeq lists its product as uncharacterized. The record is from RefSeq and is a predicted model, not a curated record. NCBI's taxonomy places the organism in Eukaryota, Metazoa, Arthropoda, Insecta, Hymenoptera, Braconidae. The transcript has a single exon. Bases 1 to 543 code for a protein of 180 amino acids.
AUGUGGAUGGAUGCUAAGGGGCAAACCAAGACCUACGAAUUAAACACUGUUACUUUCGGCGUUGCUUCCGCAGAUAAUAAAAGUGAGAACUUUCCUGAAGCCGCCCUCCGCAUCAAAAGGGAUAUAUAUGUCGAUGAUUUACUCACGGGGACUGACUCAUUUGAAACUGCCAUGAGUCUCCAUAAUGAGAUCGACGUUCUAUUGGAACGAGGUGAAUUGAAUUUGAGGCAAUGGGCCUCCAAUGGUCCACGUUUAUUGGAGAAUCUACCUGAAGGCAGCUUUAACCUACAACUGAAGACCGACAAGGAGGCCACUAUCAAGACCCUUGGCGUGCACUGGAACUCACAGCGGGACGCCAUUGUCUAUACAGUGAAGCCGAUGCCUACUGCUUCAAAGGUCACUAAACGUUCUAUUUUGUCGAAGAUGGCCAAGAUAUUUGAUCCUCUCGGUCUACUUGGCCCAGUUAUUCUUCAAGGCAAAAUUAUCAUGCAAAAACUGGAAGGAACAAUUGCGGUGGGACGAUCUUGUACCAUUGAGUGUUAA